This is a messenger RNA of Truncatella angustata, 330 nucleotides long. RefSeq lists its product as uncharacterized. The transcript has a single exon. Lineage: Eukaryota; Fungi; Ascomycota; Sordariomycetes; Amphisphaeriales; Sporocadaceae. The annotation marks the transcript as partial. The record is from RefSeq and is a predicted model, not a curated record.
AUACGUUACAGGAUGACGUAUGUGUGUCCUUUCAUGUGGCUGAGACUGAAGCCGCUUCUGCAAGUCGGUGCCAUUCAUUCGUUGACAACAUGCGCUCACUCACGACAGAGCGAGAAAGAAACAAGACAGGAAAUGGCCUCGUGGAGGAAGGCUGCCGAUGAGGGUCAUGAAACGGGUACGUCCUUUUUCAGCACAAUGGACCUCAUCGCGGCGGCUUGUUCACUUCGGGACCAGCCAGCUGGGGACUGGUGCUGGUGUCCAGUCCAAUCUAUGAUCAAGCUCUGGGGUCCACUUUUGUCUCGAUCACGAACGUGCUGUUUCCGCACCCUC